Venustampulla echinocandica is the source of this 1242-nucleotide messenger RNA. RefSeq lists its product as uncharacterized. The record is from RefSeq and is a predicted model, not a curated record. NCBI's taxonomy places the organism in Eukaryota, Fungi, Ascomycota, Leotiomycetes, Helotiales, Pleuroascaceae. The coding region runs from base 1 to 1242 and encodes 413 amino acids. The transcript has a single exon.
AUGUCGAAUUCUACAAGUACGAGUGCCGAUGACCCAACGACUCCUGCCUCUUCCAAGGCGCAGUCCCCGACGACGAGCCCUUUGGCCCCGUCGUCGACUAUUUCUUCUAUUUCAUCAACUAAGAGAGAUUCAAGCUCUGUUGCUAACACCAGUUCCCCUCCAGCCCCCUCAACGACGCCAACAGCUUCAACCACCCCUCCCACUUCUCUCACGCCUUCGACAGAACCCACCACACAACCCCCCACGACUUCCACCACACCAGAUCACACUACAAGCGAAACACCACCUCCUAGUUCAACCAACACCCCACCGCCACAAACAUCGGUCAUCACAUCGAUCCGCACCACAGGCGGCGUCACAUCAACGAUCGUUCACACAUCGACUGCCCCUCCCGGCACAACUCAAGCAGACAACACGGGCGCAUCGGCUACUUCAUCGUCAGCUUCAGCAACUCUUCAACCUGGGGGAAAGUCCUCGGGAAGCAGCGGUCUUCAUGGCGGUGGGUUGGUAGCGGUUGCGGUCGUGGUACCGAUUGUGGCAGUAGCCCUGAUAGUGGCCGCGGCAAUCUUUUUCUGGCGGAAACGGAAGCAACGAAAGGAUGCCGAAGAAUUAAGAAGAAAGGAGGUUGAAGAAUAUGGUUAUAACCCCAAUAAUGAUCCUACACUCCCCGCGGUUGGUGGUACUGCUGAAGGUCCAUUUGAGAUGCGCGAGGAAGGUUCUUCGGGAUACCGUGGAUGGGGCACCACCGCCGUUUCGUCAGGACGGAAAGCAUCGACAACUUUAUCUGGGGGGCAAUCAGCUGGUGGUAUCGGCAUGGCCUAUUCGGACAGUGCUUCCCCCCAUGGCGGCACGUCCGACACGAGAUCGGACAACCCAUUAAUGGGCGAGCGUCCUAUAUCUGGCGAAACUGAGGCCCUGGGCGCGAUGGGGCCUGCCACUACUGCCAACAGAGGUGCUGAUAUUAACCGUGGACCAUCGAAUGCAUCAUCAUCAUACAGUGCCGCGAACAGAUCAGAUGGCUCAGGCGAGGUUGGUGGACCUGGCGGUGGGCAAUACUACAGCAACCAAUAUGAUACUGGCAAUCCUUACAACAACGGUGAUGGGCCCUAUGGCAGCCCCCCAGGACGAGCAGAAAUGGCAGGUCAACCUGUCAUCCGCGAUGUGCAAGCCCGGAGGAAUACUCGUAUCGAAAAUCCUGCCCAUUUCCCUCAACAAAGUGCCGGCAUCGCUCAAAAUUUCUAA